AGUAACAAAACGUCAUUUACGCGCGAAAAAAACUGGUCUUGACUUGAUGUAACGGAGGGUUGUUAAGGUUUAUAGUUGUGUUACUUGUAGAUUUGGGUUUUUAAAACAUUUUAGAUCGAGUUUUCAGCGAGUUAUAUUAUUUAUAUCCGGUCAAUGUGCACGCGAGCAAUCGGAUUAACACGUGUUAAUAGAAUAUAAAGGAGCUUUUAAAGGAAAAUGAGUCGCUACUUCACAAGACUGCGUGUGAGAAGAACUUACACGUGGCCUGGAAAGCCGAUCAGUAAAGACAGAAAGUUGAAGAGACUGUAUCACGAGUCUUUGGCGAUAUCUGUGGAAGGAAGACCGGACGAUGUAGUGGUGUCUGUAGGUCAGUACAUUCUGAUUGAGGGAGAUGACGACGACAACCCGUAUGUCGCACAGCUCCUCGAGCUUUUCUCUCAUGAUAUGGAUAAGCAGAAGAGGGCGGUGGUGCAGUGGUUUGUGCGGAUGUGUGAAAUACCCAAUAGCAAAAGGAAGUUACUGGGCCGGGAAGCCGAUCCACAAGAAAUCUUUUACUACAAGGAUCCCUCCUGUGAUAACGAGGUGGAUGCUCAGACCAUCCUAGGAACAGUUCAGAUUAAACACGUUCCUGUUGAGACUCCUUUCCCAGACGACAAAAGCAAAGACACUCUGUUUGUUAAAUUUAUGUGGGACACUAAGACAUUCCAAGUCAUGGAUCCUGAGUUGAUGAAGCCCCCUCAAAGACCCAAAUCUCCACCCCCGUCCCAGCAUCCACCACGACUCCGUGCUCUCCCCACCCCGGACCUCAGCGUGAUGAAGCGUGCCAUGUCCGGCAUAAACACCCCCAGAAGCAUGAGCACCGGCAAGAUGGGUUCCACCGAGGCCGAAUCGGCUCACUCCGCCUCCAAGCUGUCCGCCGCCAAACUGCUGAACGUGAAGCGGAGAGACCGAGUCUCGUCCAACCCAAACAUCCGCAAGAAACUCGACCUGUGCAGUCCGGCGAAGAAGCUGACUAGUGACGAUGUUCUCGGGGAGAUAUUGAAUGAUGUCCAGGAGACUGAGGAAGUGCUGGCCAGCGAACUGGGUGCUUCUCCACCUCGUCGCAUCGCCAUCUCCAUCUGCCUGACCCCACUCAAAGACCCAGUCUUUAACAAAACAUCCACUGAGGAGAAGAAUCUGUCCAUCCAGCCUCCGCAAAGCCCCAAUAAACCCGAUCACUCUGCUUGUGAUAACACCUCCACCAGCGCAAGAACUCCAUCCAGGAUGAGAGAGUCGGUUACAGUCCGAGAGCCUGCUCUUGCUGUGCUGGCUGAAGAAGAACACGAAGACUCGCCUACGCAAACUACUGAAACUCCACGCUCCAAGAGGAAAUCUGCCCAGCUUGUGUCCUCUCGCAUUCAAAAGCAGCUGAACGUCCUGAGUAGCCACGAUGACCUGCAGUCUGAUGGUGAAAACGCUGAUGACGACGGCUGUUUCGUGCCCUCUAAGCUCGAUCUGGAGAACAGCAGCGAAGAGGAAGAGGAGGCGAAAAUGGACAGUGAAGACGAGCUAGUGGUGAAGAGGAGUAGGCGCUCGGCAGGUCCGAGAACGCCGUCGGCUGAAAAGACCCACACUUCUGCGAGAACUCCUCGCGAAACUCCAAACAGGAAGUCUGCUCCUCCCACUCCCCGUACGCCUCGACAUACCACGCCAAGCAUUCCCAGCCGAAAUCUGCCAGCCAGGAAGCCUGGGAAUGUAUUGGAGGAAGCAAGGGCAAGGGCUGAAGAAGAGCACGAAGACUCGCCUAGGCAGACUACUGAAACUCCACGCUCCAAGAGGAAAUCUGCCCAGCUUGUGUCCUCUCUCAUUCGAAAGCAGAUGAACGUCCUGAGUAGCCACGAUGACCUGCAGUCUGAUGGUGAAGACGCUGAUGACGACGGCUGUUUCGUGCCCUCUAAGCUCGAUCUGGAGAACAGCAGCGAAGAGGAAGAGGAGGCGAAAAUGGACAGUGAAGACGAGCUAGUGGUGAAGAGGAGUAGGCGCUCGGCAGGUCCGAGAAUGCCGUCGACUGAAAAGACCCGCGCUUCUGCGAGAACCCCUCGCGAAACUCCAAACAGGAAGUCUGCUCCUCCCACUCCCCGUACGCCUCGACACGCCACUCCAAGCAUUCCCAGCCGAAAUCUACCAGCCAGGAAGCCUGGGAAUGUAUUGGAGGAAGCAAGGGCAAGGUUGCAUGUAUCUUCAGUCCCUGAGUCUCUGCCAUGUCGAGAGCAGGAGUUCCAAGACAUCUACAACUUUGUGGAGAGCAAGAUCAUGGAUGGCACUGGAGGGUGUAUGUAUAUCUCAGGCGUUCCUGGCACAGGGAAGACUGCCACAGUGCAGGAGGUGAUCAGGUCUCUGCAGCAGGCAGCAGAGCAGGAGGAGAUCCCACCGUUCCGUUUCAUAGACAUCAACGGCAUGAAGAUGACCGACCCACACCAGGCAUAUGUCCAGAUUCUGCAGAAACUGACUGAUCAGAAAGCCACGGCGGACCAUGCUGCUGCCCUGCUGGAGAAACGCUUCAGUACACCAGCACCAAAGAAAGAGACUACAGUGCUGCUGGUGGAUGAGCUGGACCUUUUAUGGACCAGGAAGCAGAACGUCAUGUAUAAUUUAUUCGACUGGCCAACGAGACGGCAUGCACGUCUGGUGGUCCUGACUAUCGCUAACACCAUGGACCUGCCCGAGAGAAUCAUGAUCAACCGUGUGGCCAGUCGCCUGGGGCUGACGCGCAUGUCCUUCCAACCGUACACUUUUAAGCAGUUACAGCAAAUUAUAACAUCUCGACUGAACAGACUAAAAGCUUUCGAGGAAGACGCUCUUCAGCUAGUCUCUAGAAAGGUUGCAGCUCUGUCUGGUGAUGCACGUCGCUGUCUAGACAUCUGCAGACGCGCCACUGAGAUCUGUGAGCACUCUGGUCCGAAGGGUGCCGUCGGGUUGGUUGGAAUGAGUCAUGUGAUGGAAGCCUUAGACGAAAUGUUCUCUUCCUCCUACAUCACAGCUAUCAGGUGUGCCUCUCUACAGGAGCAGCUCUUCUUGAGGGCUGUGAUUGCAGAGUUUCGCAGGCUGGGUCUUGAAGAGGCCACCUUUCAGCAGGUGUUUUUACAGCACCAGGCCUUGUGUCGGGUAGAAGGGCUGCAGCCAGUGAGCGUGUCUGAGAGCCUGGCUGUGUGUCAGAGGUUAGGAGCUUGUCGGCUGCUCCUGCUUGAGCCCAGUCGCCUGGAUCUUCUCCUCCGUGUUCGCCUCAAUCUCAGCCAGGAUGACGUGCUGUACGCCCUGAAGGCAGACUGAGUGUGUGUGUGUGUGUGAGUGAGAUGCUAACUAACUCAGAAAGGUUUAAUGAAAACCUCAGU
This is a messenger RNA of Ictalurus furcatus (blue catfish), 3371 nucleotides long. It is a transcript of the gene orc1, whose product is annotated as origin recognition complex, subunit 1. Lineage: Eukaryota; Metazoa; Chordata; Actinopteri; Siluriformes; Ictaluridae. The coding region runs from base 217 to 3309 and encodes 1030 amino acids. The record is from RefSeq and is a predicted model, not a curated record. Gene Ontology annotation, cellular component: nuclear origin of replication recognition complex. The transcript has 21 exons. Gene Ontology annotation, molecular function: DNA replication origin binding; ATP hydrolysis activity; ATP binding. Gene Ontology annotation, biological process: mitotic DNA replication checkpoint signaling; DNA replication initiation.